Molecule: messenger RNA, 708 nt
Organism: Cryptomeria japonica (Japanese cedar)
Lineage: Eukaryota; Viridiplantae; Streptophyta; Pinopsida; Cupressales; Cupressaceae
Product: disease resistance protein TAO1-like
Exons: 1
Coding region: 1-708 (235 amino acids)
Biological process (GO): defense response to fungus
Source: RefSeq, a predicted model, not a curated record
AUGCCUCAGGGAUACGAAACAUUUAAUAAACUGGAGAAGCUAAGCUUGGAGGGCUGCACAGAUCUGACCUCCCUACCUUCAAAAAUCGGUUUCAUUUCUUCAUUGAAGUUUCUGAAUCUAAAUAGAUGUACGCAUCUGCAAGAUAUUCCUGCUGAGUUUGGAAGGUUGAGUUCACUGAAUUUUCUGCUGAUGGAUGGAUGUGAGAAUUUAACAGCACUGCCUGAAAGCAUGGACAGCUUGUCUUCUCUGCAAGUGCUAGAUUUAAAGGGUUGCAUCAAGCUGCAGCGAUUGCCAGAAAGAUUUGGAAGGCUUCCUCUACAGUCGCUUAUUCUUCAAUCCCUCCAAAGUUUAGAGGAACUUCCACAAAGUAUAGGAGACUUAUCAUAUCUGAGGAGCCUUGAAAUAAUAUCCUGCAACUCAUUAACCAGUCUCCCCGACAGCAUUGUGCAGCUGAAAAUGUUAGAGAUUUUCUUCAUAAAGAACUGCAUUAAACUUGGUGCUCUGCCAAGAAACUUUGGAGAGUUAACUUCCUUACAGUCGAUAAUUGUGAUCUAUUUCCCUAGUCUGAAGGAAUUGCCUCCUGGAAUUAAUGCACUUAUGGCCUUGAAAGACUUUUAUUUGCAAAGAUGCAUCAGCCUGGCGAGUUUUCCUGAGUGCAUCGAAGGGCUAGCAUGUUUGGAACGAUUGACAUUGAAGGGGCACUUGUGA